Molecule: messenger RNA, 1569 nt
Organism: Sparassis crispa
Lineage: Eukaryota; Fungi; Basidiomycota; Agaricomycetes; Polyporales; Sparassidaceae
Product: MFS general substrate transporter
Exons: 14
Coding region: 1-1569 (522 amino acids)
Biological process (GO): transmembrane transport
Molecular function (GO): transmembrane transporter activity
Source: RefSeq, a predicted model, not a curated record
AUGGAACGUUGUCUCUCGCAACCAGUGGAGAGAGAGAACCAUCUCGACUCGGAUGGUAACACUGGCUCUAUAAACAAAGCUCGGCCUUGGGGUCUGAAAUGGAGGUGCUCAACAUGGUUUGUGACCCUAGUCGUUGGCUUAGGAAUCACCACUGACCUUUUGGUGUAUUCCAUCAUCGUGCCCAUCAUGCCCUUUCAUCUCGAACACCUUGAAUACAGUGGAGUGUCCGGGCUUGUAGGAUGGCUUUUAUUUGGAUAUUCGGCAGGACUGGUUGUAUUCACACCUCCCAUUGCGCUCUUUUCAGAGCGCUAUAAAUCCCGGAAGACGCCACUCAUCAUUGGCUUAUUCGCCCUUGUCGGCGCUCAAAUCAUGCUCAUGGAGGCGCCCAAAUAUUGGGUCAUGGUGCUUGCUCGGAUUCUACAAGGAAUGAGCUCCUCUGUUGUAUGGGUAGUUGGCCUCGCUUUGCUUUGCGACACUGUUCCCGAAGCAAUAGUAGGCAGACAACUUGGCCUCGCAAUGAGUGGUCUAUCUCUCGGCUUUCUGGUAGGACCGUCUGUAUCUGGAGCUCUCUACAAUGCGUUCGGCUUCCACGGUCCAUUCAUCUUCGGUGUUAUUGUCACAAUGGUCGACCUGUUCGGCCGCUUGUUGAUAAUUGAGCGCAAGAAGGCGCUGCUCUGGGGAGUAGACCCUGCCGCUGUGAUGGCGAAAGAUGACGGAGUUGAUAAAGAGGAAAAGACCUUUAGCAGUGAUGUCCACAACGCACAAACUCCGCCAACCGCUAUUGUAACAGAAAUCAUCGAAAUACCAGCAGAAACGACUGAAAUACCAGCUGAUGACGCAAAAAUGCCUUAUACUCUUCCCUCUUUAGGAGGUGGCACGGAUCCAAUGGACGCUCCUACAAUUCCUGAGCGUGGACCAGCGCUUUUGACUGUUCUAGCGUCGCUCGGCAAAUCAUCGAGAGCGCUGUCUGUAUUUGCCACGACAUUGAUUUAUGGAAUUUUGUAUACCAGCCAGGAACCCGCACUUCCCUUGUAUUUACAGGCACAGUGGAACUUCAAUGCAUCUAAAGUUGGGCUUGUCUAUAUUGCAGCUGUGGUGCCUACGGUGUUCUCAUCGGCUUUGACAGGUUGGCUCUCUGACCGCAUAGGGACAGCUGGAGUCACCGUGCUGUGCCUUGCAUUAUCUUUGCCAUGGUUCAGUCUUCUCAUCAUACGUGGAGCUUUGGCUUUUUUUAUUGUUGUGUAUGCUCUAGCGAAUUUCUUCUCUUCAGGCGUUGUCUCCCCGCUAACUGCGGAGCUUGCUGCAGUAACUCGAAGACUGGACGGUGUAGGCUAUGCGCAUGUGUAUGGCGCAUUCAAUCUCGCAUAUGGGAUUGGCUCUGCUUUGGGACCUCUGAUUGGCGGGCAGAUUUAUGAACAUGUCAAACAUGGGUGGGCCACCAUCUGGCUGCUUGCCACAGGCCUUGCUGUCGUUUCUAUGGCCCUCGCGUUCUGCUACUUCGAAGAAGUCUCUCUUCUCUCAAAGUUCAUUCAUUGUGUUGACAACUUGAUAACGAAGCGCGGAAGGUAG